AUGGCGGGGUCCGCGGCCGACGCGGAGCAGGAGCAGAAGCGGGCGGCGGCGGCGGCGUACGACUACGAGGGCGACGCGCGCUGGGACGACUACUGGUCCAACGUCCUCGUCCCGCCGAACCUCGCCUCCCGCCCCGACGUCGUCGACCACUUCAAGCGCAAGUUCUACCAGCGCUACGUCGACCAUGAUCUGGUCGUUGAGCCGAGGUCAUUCACCGGUUCCACUCAGCCCAGCAGGCCAGAUGUAAGGUCUUCGUCUUCGUCAUCCAGCGAGAAUGCCAGGGCACGUAAUUCAGGAUCUACUUCGAGGUCAGUGCCGCCGCCGCCGCCACCUACACAAACAGACAGUGCUGCCAACCCUUUACGGUUCGAUGCACGGAGUAUACAUUUCUCCCUCAACGCAUGGAUACUUGUGGUUGCUGGUCUGGGAAUGCUUCCUAUUUUGCCAAAACACCUUGCUGACAGAGCUUGCAAACUUUCACUACUGGGAACAAUAUUUUCAUCAGGAUAUUCUCUAUACAGUACUUAUGGGAAACCAAGAGCAUGGAACAUGCCAGCAAUUAAAGCUUGGUUGCAGUCUGUACUUGCAACCAAGGAUUUUAUCCAUUUAAUGUUCUCUUUUAUGCUCUUCACAUCUCAAUUGCACUUGAAGAUUGCUGCACUACCUGUGCUUUGCUGGGCACUUGAUCAUGUUGCCAGAUUCCUAAGGCGUAACUUUGCUCGAUCCUCUUUCUAUAGGCAAUACCUGGAAGAGCCUUGUCUUUGGGUAGAGACAAAUAAUACUACACUGAGCCUCCUUAGUUCAAAUGCUGAAAUUACCUUGGGUUUUCUUCUGAUCAUAUCACUGCUCUCGUGGCGCCGUAGCAUAAUUCAGACAUUCAUGUACUGGCAGGUAUUGAAGCUGAUGUACCAUGCUCCUGUGACAUCCAGCUAUCACCAGAGCGCCUGGGCGAAUAUCGGCAGGAUUGUGAAUCCAUACAUCCACCGCUACGCCCCGUUCCUCCAGACGCCCAUUUCUGCGAUCCAAAGAUGGUGGUUCAGGUAG
Molecule: messenger RNA, 1044 nt
Organism: Miscanthus lutarioriparius
Lineage: Eukaryota; Viridiplantae; Streptophyta; Magnoliopsida; Poales; Poaceae
Source: the annotation of a GenBank genome assembly